AAGAUAUCCAAAAUGUUCAGACAUUCGAUUGAAACUUGAUGAACUUGACACCUGCUGCGUCUUGAGAGCAUCUAUGGGGCAUCACUGAUAGCUUUUGAACAGAACUGCAGUGCCCUCCCCCUUUCUGAUCGUAUCCUCAGGAUCGUCACACGACACAAAGGACCUCCCUCGGAGACAAGUACCGACUCGCGUGGCCCUUCCAUUGUUUCGAUAGUCCUUUGCAGCGCGCGUUCAGCUACGACAAGGGAAGUCUCGCGACUGUACUCUGUCUGGUGACUGUAGUCAGAUCAAGACACCAUCUAUGAGCCAGAGGGUAUUCAUUUGUACUACGACACUUGCACUUCGACCCUGCCUUGGCCGAGACCACCCAAUUCUCGAACGAUCAUGGCGCCGUAUCUUGGUAAAAAUUACAACCCGCGAUUUGUUCACCCAAGGAGCCAUAGAGCCCGUAUGGAACAACGCAGUAGCUCUGGAGUAUCCAUCGAUAGUCACGACCGACACGACCGACGUAACUCUGUUCCAGCUAAGUAUGAACAUGGAGACCUGAGCGUUUGUCGAUCGCUUAGCUUGGGGCAUGAUGGCCGGCAGCAGAGGAAUAAGCCAUACGACCGCCAGCAACCAGACCCCAGUCAAGCGACACAGAAUCUCAACACUCAUCUGAAGAUCCCAAGCGAUCGCAAAGGAGAUCAAGACCACGCUCAUGGCUUCGCAUCUGGCGAAACGGCCAACCAAGAUCCCUCAAUCGUCGCAAUUCCGAUCCCCUCGGUCGGUGAAACCCAACUCGUAACUGGGAAUCGAAUAUACAAUGAAACUCUCCAGCCCGAACUCAACUCUCUGCAGAAGCUCAGGGAGUUCAAACUACAACUCGAGGCGAGCAGGAGCAUGCUCGAGAAAGGGAUAGACUCAUACGAGCCAAAAUCCCUUGCAGUGAUGGCAGCAACCUUCCUCCAGCGACAGAGCGUCUCCACCACUGUGCCAGCGGACUACUCAUCGGAGGCAGCGGCCGAGGUCGAGGCGGACCUGGAUGCAUCCUCUCAUAUCGAGCAAUCAGGAUCCAUUCUGAGGGAUUCCCAGGAUCUUCGCGUAGAGGUUCUGGGGAGUCCGUCCGAGCCCGGAGAGAUCACGGUGGACAGUGAUUUGUCGGGCCAAGUCGGUGAUCGACAGGUUCAACUCAAGGCCAAGCUACAGAACAGGCGAGGCGUUCCUCAGCAUGAACGAAUCGCUCGGCAAAUUUCGACAGAAAAUGGGAGUUUUGACCAAGCAGUGACAAUUGGGAAGAAACAUGAUGAAUAUGGAUUUUCAAACUUUGCGACAUACAGUAUUCGUGAAACAUCAGAGCAUUCUUCACGCAACUCUUCUGGCCGGACGUUGUCUCUAGAGCAGAGAUUGGAAUUCGCCGACUAUCCAUCCUCACAUAGCCGAAUCGUUGUUUCCCCUGCCAGAUCCACUGUCUAUCAGGAUCCAAGCAGGCAAAAGUCUCGUCCCGAGGCACCUCGCGACAGUCUUUUGAGCAGGAUCGGCGAUGGAUUGGUAUCUCAGCAUCAACAAAAUGCCUUGACUUCGCCAACAAAGCGAGGAUAUGGCGGUCGGCGUGCUGAUGCUCAUCGAAGAAGCUCAUCACCACAGAAGCAACUGUGUGGUCGAAGAUCUGAUCAUGGCGUGCCACAUAGAGACGAUAUACAGAGACCCAAUGCCCAAACGAGGCCUUCUGUUGCGGAUCAAGAGAUUCUGACUACCCUUGCGGGUCUCAAAGCACAAAUUGCCAAAUCGGAGGCACAGCUCUCAACUCCUGCUCAGCUUGCAAGUCCCGUCAGGAUUGUCCAGCCGAAUUGCGUGGCUCGGCCGUACGAUGCCAGACCUCACCCUGCGUCACCGUAUAAGUCGUCGCUUCCACGACAUGAGACCAGCCACGCUGACGAGGUUGGGCAGAGGGAGCAUCAGAUGUACAGCAGCGCGAGAUCUCCCGUCAGACAUUCACCAUAUCCUCUGUCCCCUCGCAGACCAUCGAAUUCAGAUUGGAGGGAUCGGGAUCGACGACCGAGCCCUGACCGCGAGAGUGUACUACCUCCUUGGAAACGCGAUCGAGACGAUACAAUGAGGAGGAGGGAUGACGAUCGACAUGUGGGGUACAAAGUCUUCAGACGAGACUCAGAGUAUUCGUUUGAUCUUGACUAUGGACGUCAAGGAUCUUCAGGGGAUGAC
Messenger RNA from Kockovaella imperatae, 2202 nucleotides. RefSeq lists its product as hypothetical. The transcript is spliced from 4 exons. The record is from RefSeq and is a predicted model, not a curated record. NCBI's taxonomy places the organism in Eukaryota, Fungi, Basidiomycota, Tremellomycetes, Tremellales, Cuniculitremaceae. The annotation marks the transcript as partial.